GGAAGCACACAUUACGCCAACCAGCGUGAGAAAACCAGAAAACUCACAUGUGGUAUCAAACUGGAAAAAGAGGGCACGCUCAUUUUGAACAAAGUUUCUGACGUACACUCAUACUGGGGAAUUUAAAGAAAAUGUCUGCAGCUAAAGUGAAAAUGCGGGGGAAGAAGAUGAGAAACCAGCCCGCCAGUGUUCAGUAUCCAUCUUCUCCCCUAACUGUGGAGAGCAGCCCAAAGAACGGAGGAGACAGCCCGGUCACCGGUGUAGGUGUCCAUGAGGGUCCAUCUGCUGUCCAUCCAUUUACAGCAAGGCCAAAGAACCCUCACCAACGGGGCGGGUGGGUCCGAGGACACCAGAAAGAUGGUGGAGGCUACGCCAAGGAGAUGCCGAAGUACAUCACUGCUGGAGCUUUUGCCAUGGCCAGGGCGGCAGAGGUAUGCACCAUGCUGAAACCUGUCACCAAGACAACGGGCAGCUGCCAUGUGUUUGGAGCCCUGCCCAAACACAUGAGGAGACGGGCCAUGAGCCACAACACCAAGCGGCUCCCUCGCAGACUGCGAGAUGCAGCCAACAGAAUGCGGGAGAAGAGCCUCCAGGCCGGCUCAAAGAAGAAGAAGGAACAGGCAAAGGGCAAGAGUCGCAAGGCCCGCCGCCGGCACGGAAAUCUGCUGCUGGAGUUCAACCGCCGCCAGAGGAAGAACGUGUGGCUGGAAACGCACAUUUGGCACGCCAAACGCUUUCACAUGGUUAAAAAGUGGGGCUACUGCCUUGGGGACAGACCCACAUACAAAUGCUACCGGCCUAGCUACAGGGCAAUGAGCAGCCACUGCUUGCUACAGGACCUUUCUUACUACUGCUGCAUAGAGCUACAGGGAGAGGAAGACAGGCUGCUGGCUUCUCUGUCACAGCUGUGCAGUAAGGCGGCUGGUCCUACAUUUGCUGCAGCAGUGUGUCUAUCAGGGCGAAGGCAGGGCAGUGUGGUGGUGUACCGAGCAGGACUGUACCCCUCCCAGCCCCUGGGCCCCGUCACCUUCCUCUGGAGACCCCGUGCACAGGGCUCCACCCACAGGCAGCUGUGGAUCUGGGCUCAUCCCAAUAUGAAACAGGACCUUCUUCCAGAGUUACAGGCUGUGUGCGAGUGUUGCGAGGCUGUACUUCCCCCAGUUGUUCCAGAGGUGACACCUGCUGAGGUUGGUCCCACCACAGAACCAGAGCCAAAGGCUGAAAAGAGCGCCGAGGCCAAGCAGAUGACUGGAACCAAGAGAAAGCAAACCUUCAAAGAUAACGAUGGACCUCCUGCAAAGAAAAUCCUGGGAGAUGGAACCAGAUCUCCCACCACCCCAGUCACCUGGAAGUCCAGCUCAAACGGAAUAGUUAUAAAUGAUCUCACCAUGGAGAUUGUACGCUAUCGCCUGAUUGGACCACAGUCCCAUUCUGUUCUGGCAGAAACUAUGGAAGCCGCUACAGACUGUGAUGAAACGGAUAAAUCCCAGCCCUCUUCCCUCUGGUGGCCUGAGCACUGCAAAAACGAGAGCAAGAUGAAUCUGCAUCGACAACAAGCUGACGUCUUUCACAUACUGAAAGGAAUCCAUUCCACUGGAGGGCUCCCCUCAGGCACAGUGCUCGGUCUGACUGUAGAUGACCCCAGGCUGACUUUACCAACAAAGAAGGUUAAAGCUUUGCCCUGUGUAAGGCAGGCACAAGAGGUGGCCGAGGAGAAGAGGAGGGAGCUGAUGUUGCGAGGAGUACCAGAACCCUGCUGUCAGAGCGACCUGUGGGACCAGUCUGUCCGGGACAACGUCACUGAAAACAAGAUAUCCGAGCAGGAGUUGAACCGUAUGAGGAGCGAGGUGCUGGUGCCGGGCACCAGGCUGAGCCCCACCCCCCCGCAGGGCCGAGUCCCCGUCCUGCUGGUCCACCAGCCGGGAAAGCAGCUGGGACACGAGAUGAGCUCCUGGGGUGCUGGUUGGGACCUGCUGCUUCCUAAAGGAUGGGGCAUGGCCUUCUGGGUCCCGCUGGUGUACAGAGGAGUUUGCAUCGGAGGGCUGCACAUGAAUCUGAAACACUCCCAGAAUAAAGGAGCCCCCCACUUCCCCCAUGAUUACCCAGACUGCCCUGCAGGUGUUCGUUUUCAGGAGGAGCAGGAGAGACAGCUCCUGGACAAGUUCAAAAGGCGUCCGUCCACCAAAAGGACCAAUUACAUUACACACGGCUGUCUGGCUCCGUUCUGUUGCCCGUGGCAACAGCUGGCUGAGGAAUGGGAGCUUAUCUCGAAGCACGGAGGAGAGGAGACAAAAGGAGACCAAAACCAAACCACAGCAGAGGCCGACACGCUGAUGGAGGAGGAGAUGGCAUCACAUGUACCCGAGCCUCCGAGCCGAGUCACUGUACUGCGGAACAGAAAGUCCCUGAGGCUGCUCGCCGGUUGGUGCGUACCCACAACAUCCAAAGGCCGGAGGCGGUGCCGUGUCGGGGGGGUGCCACCUCUCGACCGUUCUGCUGUGACGUCGUUUCUCACCGCGCAUGGGAUGAGUCUGGUGUGGGUGCGUUUGACAAUACUGUCCAAGGGCAAACCGGAGCUCCACGCCAUGGUGUCUGCGCCGACUGCGGAGGACCUGAAGCUGCUGAAGAAAGAUUCUGUCAGCGGCCCCCAGGAGCCCCCGCACAAAGACCACUUAAAAAGUAGAAUCAGACGCCAAAAGAAGGCCCUCAAGAAAGCCGCUAGGUCAUCGUUGCGUGGUGAUAAAGCUGAGGGCAACGAGUCAGACCUUCCCUCAGCCUCCGAACCCAAGCCCGCUACAUCUGAAGACGCCAAAUCCUCCUCCCAGUCUUCGCACCUCGUGGUCGGGCUGUGGCCGGAUCCCCUGCCGAGCGUCACCGCUCACUGCUCCCGGGUGACUCUAGGCUGGGUCACUCAGGGCGACUUCUCCCUGACUGCAGGCUGCGGGGAGGCUCUGGGCUUCGUCAGCGUCGCCGGUCUCCUUGACACCCUCCUCAACCAGCCGAUGGAACACAGAGGAAUGUUGCUGGUGCGGGACCCCACAUCCCUGCACUACCGCUUUGCUAAAAUCAACAUAGAGGUCUGAUAGGAACAUCUUCUACUUAACUUCCAAAAACCUCUGAAUUCUUGGGUAACGGAGAAAGAUCGACAGGACUUCUGGCAUGCAAAGGCCUAAAAUUAUGUUAUUGAGUCGUCGCAUGAGUCCUUAUUCACUAAGUGAUCCCUGUGCCUUGGUAGUCUGUUGGCUAAGACUGGCAUGGGUAAGGCAUGACUUCAAGCUACCUGGUGGUGUUUUUG
Molecule: messenger RNA, 3295 nt
Organism: Etheostoma cragini (Arkansas darter)
Lineage: Eukaryota; Metazoa; Chordata; Actinopteri; Perciformes; Percidae
Gene: pop1
Product: POP1 homolog, ribonuclease P/MRP subunit
Exons: 16
Coding region: 132-3083 (983 amino acids)
Biological process (GO): tRNA 5'-leader removal
Cellular component (GO): ribonuclease MRP complex; nucleolar ribonuclease P complex
Source: RefSeq, a predicted model, not a curated record